Sphenostylis stenocarpa is the source of this 627-nucleotide messenger RNA. The record is from the annotation of a GenBank genome assembly. Lineage: Eukaryota; Viridiplantae; Streptophyta; Magnoliopsida; Fabales; Fabaceae.
AUGGGGAAGAAGUCAAGGAAGGAGAAGAAGUUAAGGAAGAAGAAGAAGAAGUUUUGGAUGGAGAAGAAGUUAAGGGUAAAGAAGAAAGUAUGGAUGGGGAAGAAGUUUGGGAUGGAGAAGAAGUUAAGGAUGGAGAAGAAGUUUGGGAUGGAGGAGAAGUUUGGAAUGGAGGAGAAGAACCGAAGUAUGGAGAAGAAGUUUAGGAAGGAGACGAAGUCAAGGAAGAAGAUGUUUUGGAUGGAGAAGAAGUUAAGGAUAAAUAAGAAAAAUGAAGUUAUGGAAGCAGAAGAAGUUAAGGAGGAUGGAGAAGAAGUUAGGGAAGGAGAAGAAGUGAAGAAUGAAGAACAAGUUAGGGAAGGAGAAGAAGUUAAGGAUGGAGAACAAGUUAGGGAAGGAGAAGAAGAAGUUAAGGAUGGAGAAGUAGUUUGGGAUGGGGAAGAAGUGAAGGAAGGAGAAGAAGUUAAGGAAGAAGAAGAAGUUUUGGAUGGAGAAGAAGUUGAGGGUAAAGAAGAAAGUAUGGAUGGGGAAGAAGUUUGGGAUGGAGAAGAAGUUUGGGAUAAAGGAGAAGUUUGGAAUGGAGGAGAAGAACCUAAGUAUGGAGAAAAAGUUAAGGAAGAAGAAGUUUAG